Platichthys flesus (European flounder) is the source of this 1279-nucleotide messenger RNA. It is a transcript of the gene nkain1, whose product is annotated as sodium/potassium transporting ATPase interacting 1. Gene Ontology annotation, biological process: regulation of sodium ion transport. The record is from RefSeq and is a predicted model, not a curated record. The transcript has 8 exons. Bases 383 to 1006 code for a protein of 207 amino acids. NCBI's taxonomy places the organism in Eukaryota, Metazoa, Chordata, Actinopteri, Pleuronectiformes, Pleuronectidae.
CGGCUCCUCCUGCGCCCGCCCCGGCACCGAUUGUUGACAAAAGACGCUGCUAGACGGAGCCAAGGAGCCCAGCGCCCGGUACCGGUGUGGCCGAGGUGAUUCGGUUGUCGGACCGCAGCGGGCCGGUGUGAAGUGCCCCCCCCCCCCCCAAAAACACCCAUUUACCACAAACGACUGGUAUUUACCCACAAAACCAGCGGCCAACAUGGGACACUCAUUGUGAGCUAAGAGGAGGAGGAGGAGCAGGAGGCAGCGGCCUUGGGCAGGUCUAUCCAGCCGGGAAUGGUGUGAGCUGAGACGGCCAGGCAGUCUGGAUCUGAACGGGGACCCGUCAUUCCCCCGGAGCCUCCGCGGCUCCAAGCCGCGUCCUGAGCCCUCCAAGAUGGGGAAGUGCGACGGUAGAUGCACGCUGCUGGUGAUAUGUUCACUACAACUGGUGGCCGCCCUUCAGAGGCAGGUGUUUGAUUUCCUGGGUUACCAGUGGGCUCCCAUCCUGGCCAACUUCCUGCACAUCAUGGCCAUUAUCCUGGGCAUGUUCGGCACCGUGCAGUUUCGCUUCAGAUACCUCAUCUUUUAUGCAGUAUGGCUCGUCCUCUGGGUGGGCUGGAACUCCUUCAUCAUCUGUUUCUACCUGGAGGUCGGAAAUCUGUCUCAGGACAGGGACUUUCUCAUGACGUUCAACACAUCUCUCCAUCGUUCGUGGUGGAUGGAGCACGGUCCCGGUUGCCUGGUAACACCAGUCCUAGACUCUCGCAUGGCCCCCGAUGACCACCAUGUCAUCACUGUCUCCGGGUGUCUCCUUGACUACCAGUACAUCGAGGUGUUGAGUUCUGCGUUUCAGAUCUUGUUGGCUCUCUUUGGCUUCGUGUACGCCUGCUACGUGAGCAAAGUCUUCCAGGAUGACGAGGACAGCUUUGAUUUCAUCGGUGGCUUUGACUCUUACGGAUACCAGCCUCCUCAGAAGUCCUCUCAUCUGCAACUGCAGCCACUGUACACGGCUGGUUAAUCGUCAGUAGCACCCCCCUCAGGCCAAAACCCCAGCGGCGUCACUGUGGAUGGGAAGUGGCAGUGGCCCUGAUUACACUCACUCUGUGUGUCACAGUUUACCCGAGCAAUGGACUUAACCCACCCCAGAGGGAGAGAGGCGUUGUGUGCGUGUGUGCAUGUGUGCUUGUGACUGAAACGGAGAACUACAGCCCUGAUUAGAAUGUACAGAGCUCAGGGAAGAACCAGCACGACAGGUGGUCUGAUAAGAUGAGUGGAAAAGCAGGAGGCGGAG